CCAACAACCAAUUCUGUGGUGAAUUCAAUCUGUGUGGAUUAAUGCUUUCAGGAAUAGUUCUUCUACGAGAACCUGAUCCACAUUCUCUUUUUAAAGGGUAGAAAUCUUCAUAGAGUAAAAUUUUUUGGGUAGAAAAAUCUCCACAAGUCAAUUACAAUAUUUUUCUCAGCUAGCUCCUCCAUAUAUAUAGACUUCCCUUGCUUAGGCUGGGGGAAAACGAAAAUCAGAAAUUAUUAUUGUUAACUAAUGGAUCUCCAUCUGCAACGAGGGUUUAUGCUGAGAUGGUCAGUCAUGAUGAUCGUCUUCAUAUACGGCCGUGCAAAAGCUCUUCCUCCUACUCCUCCUCCUACCCCUGCUCCUACUCCUCCUCCUCCUCCUACUCCUUCCCCUGCUAUGGGGGUGUGCAAGUCUUCUGUGAUGGUUCAUGGUUACCAAUGCCAGGAGUUCUACGUGAAAACAGAAGAUGGGUAUGUGCUUAACAUGCAAAGAAUCUCAACAUCAGGGGGUGGACGUUCUUCAGGUGGUAGUCGUGGCGGUGGAAAAAAGGUCAAUAAACAACCAGUCUUACUACAACACGGCGAUGGGAUGACAUGGCUCUUGAAUACUCCACAACAAUCAUUGGCGUUCAUCUUGGCGGAUAGUGGAUUUGACGUAUGGAUUGCAAACACUAGAGGGACUAAAUUUAGUCGUCAACAUGUCACUCUCAGUGCAUCCCAACCUGAAUAUUGGAAUUGGUCUUGGGAUGAGCUUGUUGACUACGAUCUCCCUGCCACAUCAGGCUUGGUAUACAAUCAAACAGGCCAGAAGCUUCAUUAUGUGGGCCAUUCUAUGGGGACGACGAUCGCUUUGGCAUCCUUUACGGAAGGGAAGUUGGUGGACAAGUUGAGGUCCGCUGCUUUGCUUAGCCCAGUUGCUUACAGGAGCCAUUUGACUACUGCCAUUGUUGCAAUUGCUGUUAAAGCUUACUUGUAUGAGAUAAACAUGCUGAUGGGUGUGGAAGAGUUCGACCCCAAAUCGGAAGCAAUUAUCAACUCUAUCCAUUCACUCUGCAUGAAAUCUAGGAUUGACUGCCAUGAUCUAAUUUCCUCAUUCACAGGUGAAAAUUGCUGUCUCAAUGCCUCCACGCUUGAACUCUUCUGGAAGAAUGAGCCACAGCCGACCUCCACCAAGAACAUGGUCCAUAUCUCUCAAAGUGUUCGAGAUGGGACUUUCUCAAGGUUCAAUUACGGGAGCCCAGAGAUGAACUUCGAGCAUUAUGGGCAAGGAUGGCCACCGAUCUAUAAUCUCUUAAAUGUCCCCAGAGAUCUUCCUUUGUUCCUUAGUUAUGGAGGAAGAGACGCCCUUUCAGACGUUACAGACGUAGAGAUAUUGCUGAACAAGCUUACAUUCCAUGAUCCAGACGAGCUCACCACUUUGUUCAUCCAGGAUUAUGCUCACCUUGAUUUCAUCAUGGCUGAUAACGCCAAGGAGAUGGUCUAUAAUGCCCUCAUUGCCUUCUUAAGACGCCACUGAUCUAUUAACCUUCAUACAAUAAUCAACUAUUUUAAAAACCAUAUAUAAACCAACGUCGAUUUGGAUUUUGGAUAUGGUUGUAUGCCUAGAAAUGAAUAUUUGAUCAUUUACAUAA
This is a messenger RNA of Macadamia integrifolia, 1627 nucleotides long. RefSeq names its product triacylglycerol lipase 2-like. Lineage: Eukaryota; Viridiplantae; Streptophyta; Magnoliopsida; Proteales; Proteaceae. Gene Ontology annotation, biological process: lipid metabolic process. The record is from RefSeq and is a predicted model, not a curated record. The coding region runs from base 247 to 1512 and encodes 421 amino acids. The transcript is spliced from 9 exons. Gene Ontology annotation, molecular function: hydrolase activity, acting on ester bonds.